AUGGAUGUUCUUCUGACUUUCUCCUUAAACCAUAUAGAAUUUAGAAAAGCUGAGUGGGAUUCGAUUGUCGAUUUCCAGGGUUUAAACCUUCCAUCUAUAUCAGAGUCGAGCAAAGUAGGUUGUUUCUUCGUUUUUGUAAUUUCUAAUUUAGGAACCACUGGAAUUUAUCAAGGUCGAAAAUGUAAAGGAAAUAGAAGGCGUGCUGGAACGAUCUUUGUUAUUGAAACACGCUCAUGAAGUUUUGGCAAGCGGUGAAUCUCACGACAAUGUUCUUCACCAGUUGAUUACGAGAAGGAACGAGAUAAGAGUAAGUUAAGGUUAUUUUUAACAUUCUGGACUUUUAGAAUAGGCUGCGUAGUUCAAACACAUGGAGGAUAAAAUACCGAUCACAUAAUAAGAAGCAAAACUCUGAUUACAUUGGCGAUGUUGUUCAGGUACGUUGUUAAUACAUUUGUUCUUUUAAUUGGCUUCAUUUUUAGAAAUACAUUGAUGCCGUGGCUUUUGACGACAUAGAAGUAAAUAUGAACUGUCCAGAUUAUGAUUUCAACAUAAUUGAAGAUUUUACUAACGUUGUACCAAAGGUUUACUUCACUUUACUAGUAAGUUCUCAAUGUUUAUAUUAGCAUUAAUAGAUAGGUGAGGGACAAGGUCGGCUGAAACAUGACUUCAGUUUGAAAACCAGGAAGUACAUUGGGAAUUCUACAAUGGACCCAGAACUAUCUUUCAUUCAAGCAAAUGUUAGUCGAGUUAAACGUGGCGACCUUGUACUUGAUUGUUUUUGUGGUACUGGUGGCCUAAUUUUGGCCGCUGCCAAAUUUGGAGCGUUUGUAAUGGGAUCUGAGAUUAGUUACAUGGUUGCCAGAGCUAAAGGGUCUUCAGCAAGAAUGGGAGAAGGUGAAUUAACUGAUGAACACAAUGUUAUGGCAAAUUUUGCGCAACAAAAAUUGGAGGCCAACUUUGGCGGAGUGAUAUUGGCAGACGCUAGUGAACAUAUGCUUUGGAAGCGGACCGAAAUUUUCGAUGCUAUCGUCGCUGACCGUAUGUUUUUAUUAUGUUAGAAAGCGUAUUUUGCGUGAUUCUUCUUGAUUAAGCUGUAUAUCUUGACUUUUUAGCGCCAUACGGGGUAAGAGAAAAGGGAAGAAAGCUUGGUAAGAAGGAAGACAAAGAUGGCUGGAUUAAGAAUGAAACUGUUCAGUAAGUAUUUAUACGCCUGGGUUUCUUAGAGGUAGUUAUUAAUGAAUAACGACACUAAUUGCUCAGUUGACGAACCUAAACAUAAGAUUACCUUAAUAUCUUUGUUUGUAGCCGAACUGUCAUUAAUGUACACUAAUUAACAUUUUAGUUUGGAAAGAUACCCAGAGAAGCAAAAGUACAAAACCACCACUUUAUAUCUAGAUUUAAUGGAUUUCGCAGCUAGCCACUUGGUCAAUGAUGGGCAUGUUUCGUUUUGGUAUCCUGUACUUCGAGGGUCGUAAGUUUAUCAUCUGCUAUCUUAGAUUGGUUUUCUAAUUUAGCUCUCAUACAGCUGCAAGAGCUUUAAAAGGAUGACUAAUUAAAUUUGCUAGAUUUUACAAAAUUAAAAAACAUUUAUAGAUACGGAGAAGAUGUUUUACCGAAGAAUCCAUGCUUAACGUUGGUUUCAAACUGUGAACAAGUUUUGUCUCGGAAAGGAUCAAGGUAAAAAUUUUUGGCUUACGUUAUUUAAAACUUACAUUUUGUUAAUAUAUUUAUUUCAGAAGGCUUUUGUGUUACCGUAAAGUUUGGAACCCGGUUGACAAUGAACAAUCUACGGUAGAUCGUGAUCCUUAUGAAGAAGUCAGCUACAGAGAUGCUAUUUUUGGACCACCAGCUUGA
This is a messenger RNA of Bursaphelenchus okinawaensis, 1854 nucleotides long. Lineage: Eukaryota; Metazoa; Nematoda; Chromadorea; Rhabditida; Aphelenchoididae. The record is from the annotation of a GenBank genome assembly.